GCAACACGUUCCGAAGCGAUACUCACAUUUGGAAGGCUGCCUCGCGAGAGACAGGUUGAUCUGCCGGAAACAUGGGGUUCGCCAGAAACUACCUCGUAAGCCUGCUCCUCUACGUCUCCAUUGUCAACGAGAUUCGUCAACCAGCGGUGACGUGCCAGGACGAAGAGAGCAGUCACUGCAUACCAAAGAAGAUCUUCGUGGCGUUGCUACGCUUACCGGAGGUCAGCUCAAAUCUAGCCGCCUAUUCGAGGACAGCGAGGAUCAUUCAGGAAACGAAAAACCGCAACGACAUGGUUCACCUGAAAGCUCUCAGCUCGGAGGAGAGCGACGACGCCGAGAUUUGUAUCCCAAGCGGGGUUUAUCUGGAGCUCUUCAGGGAUCCGGCCUUGCGAGGACACCUGAGCGUGAUGGCUCGUACUCACAAGCUGCCUGAAUUCCCGGGACGCCUCUUGGACGACAGCGAGGAGAUCGAGCCGAGGGACGUGAUUUCUGAAUUGGAGAAACGUAGCCUCGCUACGUUGGCCAAGAACGACGACCUGCCUGUUACUAUCCAGGAACGCCGGAGUGACCGCGAUGACGAGGAGAAACGGUCCCAUUUCAGCGACAAUCGGGGCGCUCUGAUAAGCGCACUACUAGCCGAGGAGUACCGCCGACGAGUACCCGAGUACUACGACUUCCUGUCUGAGUUGGACCCGGAGGUGGACGAGUACACGCUCGACAAGCGCAACGUGGGCUCCUUGGCGCGGGACUUCGCCUUGCCUACGGGUCGACGUCACAUCGCUUCGGUGGCGCGCGAUUACGGUUUGCCGAGCGGCAAGAGAAACAUCGGCGCCUUGGCCAGGCAGAGCAUGCUGCCACUGAACGGUAAGAGAAACGUCGCCUCUCUGGCGAGAUAUUACAUGCUGCCGCAGGCCGACAAGAGGAACGUGGCCGCCUUGGCCAGGGAGUCGUCCUUGCCUUACGGCAAGCGUUAUCUCGGCUCGCUGGCUCGAAGCGGCGGCUACCCGGUCUACGGAUACGACGACGGCAAGAGGAGCGUCGCCUCCUUGGCCAGAAACGCCGAUUGGCCGGCUUUCGCGAAGCGAGGUCGCUCGACACCGGGUAGAAUAAUGGCUACGAUGCGAGUGCUCAAUCGCCACGGGAGAUCCUUGAACGACGAUCGCGAGGCGCGAAAUAACGAGCCGUUGGACCUGCAGCAACUCAUCAGGCAGGGCCACCACGGCGACGAGGAGGCGAAGGAGGACGUUGCCGAGUGGCAGACCACUCCCUUCAGUGUGCUGGACGAGCUGGAAGACACCAAGGCGAAGAACAGGUCCAACAGGAAAAUGGACGUCGCGUCGCAAACGAGACACAAAAGGCAGAUCGAUUUCUCUGACGAGUAUCCGUUGCCCGUCGUGCAAAACGCCAACGUAUUCGACUACGAGGACAUGAUCGACGCGUUCGCUGAUCAUUACCCGAACGCAGAGAAGAGGUUCAUGGGUUCCGUGCCGGAGAUGCCGGCCGACUCGGGCUACCCGGAAGUUUUGCGAACGAGUAAGAGGCAUAUCGGGGCCCUCGCGCGCCUCGGCUGGCUCCCGUCGUUCCGUGCACCACGAUUCUCUCGGUCACCGCGAUAUCUGGUCGGAAGGGAGAAUCCCGCAGAUGGGUCCACGUCCCACUACACCUCCGACACGUCGACACGGUCGCUAAGGCCGUUAUUCACCCCGAAAACUCGCUACUUGCAGUCCUUACACGGAGAUUGUCGACACGGCUUCAAGAGGUUCCUGCUGUUACCGGACGUUGAUGACUUUCUUCGGCCGAAUUCCCGCAUCGCGCCCCGUUCCAUGUAAAGUUCUCGUUUCACUAGUUCAUCUAGGCGACAUCGUCGUUUAAGUAUAUAUCAUAUCGGGGUCACGCGUGUGUGUGUGUACCCGAAUUGAGAGGACGAGGGGAAAGCAAGCAUGUACGAUUAAACGACUGUAAAUAUCCGGAUCCUGAGGCCGACGUCCUUCCUCACUCAUUAUCGACGGUGGAUAUCGAAUUUGUCGAAUAUUUUUAUCUGGAUCACAAUCGAAUGCUGGAAUAAAAUCGAAAAGAAGAUGUAUUAUACGUUGAUUUAGUCGGCUUUACAAAAUACCGAACAAAUUCAAAGGACACGCGCAUAAUACAGAAGUGGGGAAGAACGUUGUAUACCUCGCCGGAUAAUCCUUAUAUUCGCAGAGGGUUGAUCUGCUCGCAGGAUCCGUCGAUGGACAAUAAACUUACUUUUCGCUGACAAUAAUCUUACGUAAUCCUAAUGUGAAGCCUUAAGUGUGCCGUCUGUAUUGAGCAGAGAGCGAUUUAAAUUCUCAUGCAGAAAGAGUCUAAAGUAAAUUCUAUUUCGCGAGGCAGUUUUUCCUCGUUCGAGAAUCGCGUUACCGCGCGAUUCAAUUUUCUCGAAUAUGUGUUGUGUAAGAAAAUCCGUCUCGUCGGUUAUUGCCACGGAUUUUUCGAAAUGCACGUUCUCUCAAUAUUUAUAUCUUAAUAUUUCUCUUAAUAUCGAUGUGCAGCAAAUGUUAUUCCCAUGCCACGAGAACUCAAUCGUUAGCGUGUACGUGAGCGAAAUUGACGAAGCCAAGAAAUAAUCUCCAUCAGUAGAGAUGGGCGAUGUAUAUGUAUACCGACAAAACAAUGUUUGUUUCUUUGUUAUUUCCUUAUAAUUUUUAAAUUUAAUCACAUCUUAUCUUGUUGGGUUGUCUUUUUUUCUUU
Molecule: messenger RNA, 2727 nt
Organism: Harpegnathos saltator (Jerdon's jumping ant)
Lineage: Eukaryota; Metazoa; Arthropoda; Insecta; Hymenoptera; Formicidae
Gene: Nplp1
Product: Neuropeptide-like precursor 1
Exons: 5
Coding region: 72-1829 (585 amino acids)
Source: RefSeq, a predicted model, not a curated record